Sciurus carolinensis (gray squirrel) is the source of this 353-nucleotide messenger RNA. Its product is annotated as RNA guanine-N7 methyltransferase activating subunit-like. Gene Ontology annotation, biological process: RNA 5'-cap (guanine-N7)-methylation. Bases 15 to 353 code for a protein of 112 amino acids. Gene Ontology annotation, molecular function: RNA binding. The record is from RefSeq and is a predicted model, not a curated record. The transcript has a single exon. NCBI's taxonomy places the organism in Eukaryota, Metazoa, Chordata, Mammalia, Rodentia, Sciuridae.
GGCGGGAUUUCAGGAUGACUGACACUUCUGAAGCUGUUCCAAAUUUUGAAGAGAUGUUUGCGAAUAGAUUCACAGAAGAUGAUAAAGAGUACCAGGGAUACUUGAAAUGUCCUCCUGAAACCCCUCCAAUUAUUGAGGAAUGGAAUAGCAGAGAUGGUGGAAAACAAAGAAAUAAAGGCAAUCGGCUGCAAGGUAACAGACAGUUUAGAGGUAGGGAGAGCAGACAUGGAUGGCCAAGUGACAAUCAAUCAAAUCAGUGGCAUGGACGAUCCUGGUAUAACAAUUACCCCCCACAACAUAUGCAGGAACCUUACUAUCCACCUCAAUAUGGACAAUAUGGUUACAACCAAUGA